AUGGCUGGUCCAGGUUCUCAAGUAGAGAUCUUUUGCAGCCUCGCUGAAGAGGAACUUCAAGAGAUCCUGCAGAAUGCCCAACGCAGGCAAGAGCGUCAGUUUGAAAACAUUGAGGUCUCCAAAGUCUACGUCACACCAGCCAACGCCAUGACCUCUAUGUAUCGAUUGAAGGAACUUCCACUGGAAAGCUAUGACCAGUGCUUCAUCCUGGCGGAUGCCUCUUCCGGCGUGGACCGAGCAGAUGAGCAAACCGUGGCCAUGGUACUUCAAAUGCAGUCGAUCCUCCAGGACAGAGACCCUGAGAAGGAGUUUCAGCCCAUGGUCGAAAUUUGCACCAGAACUGCAGAGGAACAGCUGUCAGGGAUAGGCAUUCAGAACAUGAUCAACACCACUCUAUUGGUGUCCAAAGCAAUGGCAAUGGUCACCAUCAGUAACAUCAACCAUGGUGUCCUGAGUGACUUGCUCUCUGCAGAUGGAAACAAUAUGGACAUUAUGGAUUUGACGGACUACUUGGCAGAGGGUGAGGAGCUACCAAAGGUCUUGACUUUUGCAGAGGCAUCAGCCAUCGUGUCUCGCGGUGCUCAGCAGGUGCUCAUUGGAUGGAGUGCAGAUGGCGACUUCGAAGUCAACCCGAAAAGCAAGCUGACUCCGAGAGCCUGGACGGCUGAAGAUCGCUUGGUGGUGAUCAAAGACGUUUGA
Messenger RNA from Cladocopium goreaui, 699 nucleotides. Lineage: Eukaryota; Dinophyceae; Suessiales; Symbiodiniaceae. The record is from the annotation of a GenBank genome assembly.